Molecule: messenger RNA, 3935 nt
Organism: Drosophila subpulchrella
Lineage: Eukaryota; Metazoa; Arthropoda; Insecta; Diptera; Drosophilidae
Gene: dl
Product: embryonic polarity protein dorsal
Exons: 5
Coding region: 339-3311 (990 amino acids)
Biological process (GO): canonical NF-kappaB signal transduction; non-canonical NF-kappaB signal transduction; response to cytokine
Cellular component (GO): cytoplasm; nucleus
Molecular function (GO): DNA-binding transcription factor activity; DNA binding
Source: RefSeq, a predicted model, not a curated record
GCGAGUACUCAAGACGUUUCCCGAGUGUGUUUUCGUCGGCUCCGUCAACUAGAGAAAUAUUUCUCUCGAUAAUACCUAUAGACACAAAAUAUAUAAAGAUUCAAGACCAAAGCGAAAACUACAAAAAAAAAAACGAUCGGUGUGCGGUGAUUGAAAAAUACAAAUCAAAUAAUCGUAAUAAUAACUUGAGUACAAACUCUAUUCGUCUUGUCAGUAUUAUAAUUGAUUAAAUAGUUCAACCUGUUAAAUAUCCGAAUAUCUUUAACUUUUAUCUGUGUGGUGAACCGUUUUCCGUCAAAGUUUGGCCGUGAUAAGUGAAAGUUAAUUUCGGCCACGCAAUGUUUCCCAACCAGAACAACGUAGCGGCUUCUGGGCCGGGUCCAGCGGCUGAUGGCCAACAAAGCCUCAACUACAACGGACUGCCCGCCCAGCAGCCACAACAACAGCAGCAAUUGCCACAGUCCACGAAGAAUGUGCGGAAGAAACCCUAUGUCAAGAUCACCGAACAGCCGGCGGGAAAGGCCCUCAGAUUUCGGUACGAGUGCGAGGGUCGCUCCGCCGGUUCCAUUCCUGGCGUGAACUCCACGCCGGAGAACAAAACCUAUCCGACCAUCGAGAUUGUGGGCUACAAGGGACGCGCCGUGGUUGUCGUCUCAUGUGUUACCAAGGAUACGCCAUAUCGUCCUCAUCCCCACAAUCUGGUGGGCAAGGAGGGCUGCAAGAAGGGCGUCUGUACACUGGAGAUUAAUAGUGAGACAAUGCGUGCCGUGUUCAGUAACCUGGGCAUUCAGUGUGUCAAGAAGAAGGAUAUUGAGGCGGCGCUAAAGGCUCGCGAGGAGAUCCGUGUGGAUCCAUUUAAGAGUGGCUUCACGCACCGUUUCCAGCCCUCGAGUAUCGACUUGAACUCGGUGCGAUUGUGCUUUCAAGUAUUUAUGGAGAGCGAGCAAAAGGGUCGAUUCACCUCGCCCCUGCCGCCGGUGGUUUCGGAGCCCAUCUUCGACAAGAAGGCCAUGUCCGACCUGGUCAUCUGCCGGCUGUGCAGCUGCUCGGCCACCGUCCUCGGGAACACCCAGAUCAUCCUGCUCUGCGAGAAGGUGGCCAAGGAGGACAUUUCCGUGCGGUUUUUCGAGGAGAAGAAUGGGCAGAGCGUUUGGGAGGCCUUCGGUGACUUUCAGCACACCGAUGUCCACAAACAGACUGCCAUUACCUUUAAGACGCCGCGCUAUCAUACCCUGGACAUCACAGAACCCGCCAAGGUCUUCAUCCAACUGCGACGUCCCUCGGACGGAGUCACCAGCGAGGCCCUGCCCUUCGAGUACGUGCCAAUGGACUCAGGUAAACAUACGUUCUGGAAUCUUCAUCGGCACCUCAAGCGGAAGCCCGACGAAGAUCUCUUUCAGCAGAUCCUCAGGUUGGAUGCCAAGCGGGAAGUGCAGGCACCAACCAUUGAGGUCAUCGAUUUGGAUACACCGAAAAUAGAGGUGCAACCUAGGCUAACAUUGGAUCUAGACUUUAAUCAAGAGGAAUCUCAACCAGAGGAGCCAUCCUCUGAGCAAGAGCAAUAUACACAAGAGCAAUCUGUACAGCAGGAGCAAUAUGUGCAGCAGGAACAGCAGGAGGAGCAAUCUUUUCAGCUGGAUGAACCUAUGCAGCAGGAGCAAUCCCUGCAACAGGAACAGCCAGCACAGCAAUCUUUGGAACAGACCUCAGACCAUCUGCCCGAUCACAUUACGGAUAAUUUGCCCGAGGAUAUGGAGGCAGCGGAUGCCCAGGCCGAAGCCGAGGCCCAUCGCCUGCGUUCGGAGCAGGAAAAGGAGAUUGAUACCAUCAUUGAUGAGAAGGUACGGGAGCUGGAGCAAUUGGAACUGGGUCAGCAGUUGGAACCACGUCCCUUGUCGGCCAAUGAUAAGAUCACCGAAUGGAUGAAGUCCAGCGAGAUUGAGCAGCAAGGCCAUGAGCCAAGUCCCACUGGGGAUGCAGAUGUUUUGGACUCGGCCCUGGAGAUUACCAGGUCGGAUAAGACUCUGGAUGAACUACUCGAGACAGUGGCCGAGCUGGAUGAGAUUUACACCGAUUUUAAGGUCCAACGCGAUACAUACAAUAAUACCAUACAGAAUGAGUUGUUGGCUGGAAUGGAGGGACGUGCUCCUCUGCAGGUGGAAGAUAGUUUCGAUGAUGCUGCCACCUAUACCAGCCUGCAGAUUGCCUUUAAGAAUCCCGUACUCAUACCCAUGGAGGAUAUAAUGCCCCCCACGCCGCCCAUGUCGCAAUGCGCUCCCGAGGAUGCCCAUCAGCAUUAUGAUCCCGUGGAGGUGAACUCACAAGCAAACAAGCCAGAGACUCCAUUGCGACCAGUUCCUCCAGCGCCGCCGGCCAUUCUGACGGUACCAUUUCCGCCGGAGGAGGAGAAGCUGCCGCCCUUGCCCCCAAAAAGGAUUCGGAAACAGGACAACAAUGUUGAGAAUCGUUCCAUUGAGGCCAAUACGGUUCCGGCCAGGCCAGCCACAGCUGAAUCUCCGCUCAACAAAAGACUCCCUCCCGCUCCGAAGAAUCCGAACUUUAACACUCUACCGCGUCAAAAGAAACCGGGAUUCUUCUCGAAACUCUUCUCGCGUCGCAAAAGCAAACCGGACUUGGCCCAGGGACAGGAGAACUCCUCCUUGUUGGAUUCCAAGGCAACUAGUCGGGAGCCCAGCAUAGGACACUUUAACAUGCAGGAUCCCAUGAGGGCAUCCCUGCGCUCCUCCAAGUCAGCGGCUCCGUUCAUCUCUAGUCCACCACAAGCCAAAUCCAGUCCUGUGAAGGCCAAGAGACCAGGAUCCAAGCUGACCAAACCGGUGGGCAGGAGUGUGAGCAGUGUUUCCGGCAAGAGACCUGGGUAUCUGAAUGCCGAUGUGGUGCACAUACCUCUGAAGGGUGACAGUGCCAAUAGUUUGCCCCAGCAUCAUAGAAACGAGGGCUACUCCCAGUCGAGUACGAUUUCGAUGGGUGGUUUGGAUAGACGCACUGCAUCCGCUUUGCAACUGGCCGACAUACCAAUUAGCGAGGGCGGCAUGGAACUGGUGGCCAUUGCCGAUCGCCAGAGUCUGCACAAUUUGGUCAGCUCCAUCGAGGGGCACUUCAAUGUCCAACUGGAUCCCAAUCUGGAUCUAACCGAGGCCGAGCACUUUGCCUUGUACACGAGUAUUCCGCCCAUUGCGGCGGCCAGUGAAUUCGAUGAGACCUCCGCCUACUAUGCCCCCGUGGAUGCAGGAGAGAUCUUGACGCCCGACGAGGUGGCCAGGCGUUUGGCGGCGGCAAAUGGCCUCUAAAUUGGUUGAACACGUUGUUUAUAGGCAAACGAACCGAAGGAAGAAACCCUCCAACGAAACCCAUAGAAAAAAACGAAGAAAGUUGGCCUCAAGCCAGAGGGGAAUCCAUUUCCAUCAUCUCUGGCGCCACAAAUUGUCCACUUGUGUGAGGGCAUCUGAAGAGAAAUUCCUUUUCAGAACCUUCAAGAAUUUGUAUUUGUUUUAUAUUUGAUAAUUGUGCUAAAAGUAUCCCUGAAUAUUUUGUAAGCGAUACCAGGCAAAAAGACCCCAAAAAAAUGGGGUCAAAACCAAUUUGUUAUUGUCCAGGUGGUGGCCCCUUUUAAGGGGCCAACCUAACUAUUGUAUUUAUAAGCGAAAUCACUCAAUUUUCAGAGUAGAGUAAGAUUUCCCCCCAAAUGGAAUCGAAUGUAUUGUUUAAAAUUGAAAACGAAAACCCCAUUUUGUAUGUGCCUACAACACGGUGUGUAUAUUUUGUCUUAUAGAUCCAGCGCACUUGAGGCGGAAACGUCAGAAGACUGGCGGUGAUCCCAUGCACCUGCUGCUCCAGCAGCAGCAGAAACAGCAGUUGCAGAACGACCACCAGGAUGGCAGUAAGUUCACUGUUGAGAUUAGAUAUCCCAUAAA